AUUUUGUCAAGCUUAUUAAUUACUAUGUGACUACAGUAUAUUUUUAAAAAUAUUUAUAAUAAAUAAAAUAAAACAUUUGCUAAAAGUAAACAUGACCAUGAUCAAUGAAAAAGAAAACUUAGGGUCAACUGAAAAAAGUCAACUUUCUAUGGAUUAUGACCCGGAUAAUGAUCCUAGAAAUUUAAGUUUUAAACACAAAGUUAUCUAUACACUCAUUCAUAAUUACAUUCAUUUACUGUUUGGACUCACAUUAUCAAGUAUGGCGCCGGCAUUUGUCGACUACCGGGCCAUAUUGAACACCGACAUGGAGUGGAUCGGACUGUUUCCCAUGUUUCAAGCUAUUGGCAUUUUCACCGGAUCAUUUAUAACUGGCUCAUACAACUACCUGAACCGUCAGGUAACCCUGUCCAUACUAAUAAUAUUGCAGGGGUUCGGCACCAUAUUCCAGCCGUGGGCCACCGAGCUAUGGCACUUGUAUGUCUGUAUAUUCGUGUAUGGGUUCGGCAUAGGGGCCUGGAAUGGGGCCAAUAAUGUCAUACUCAUAGAAAUGUGGCAAAAUAGGAGUCCCUCUAUACUACAGUUCUCGCAGUUUAUAUACGGUGUGGGAACCAUAUUAGGCCCCCUAUUGGACAAGAAUUAUGUGCUAGGUGAGCAAAUAUGUCCUGACGUAUACGAGGAGAAUUGUAUUGAGCCUACGACUACAUUGGGCACCGGUAGCCCGUUAAACUGGACCAAUCCAUGUACGGACGAGUGUAGGGCUUACGACCGGAGGCCGAGGCUUAAGAUUCCGCUACUGAUUGGCGGGUGUCUGCAAAUGAUUGGUCCACUGAUGAUGCUGCUCAUGUACUGUACCAAGAAAUACCACUUUAACCAUGAUAGUAAAAUUGAAGUAGCCAUCACACCUGAGCAAAAGGCCCGACACAAACAGUACGUGCCCUCCAAGACCAUCAUAGUAUGCAUAUCCAUAUUCCUGGCGUUUGGCAUAAUGUCGGAAAACAUGUACAUGGACUUCGCGCCUACAUUUUAUCAAUUUUGCCCUGCUAAACUGUCCGCCUCCCAGGCCUCCGAGCUCUUUUCAAUCAUAGGCAUAGCCCUUACGACAGGUAGGGGUCUCAGUGUAUUCGUGGCCAUGUAUCUCAAGCCCCAUCACAUGAUCGCCUACCAGUCCGCUAUCGUGUUUGCGGGCUACAUAUUCCAGUAUUUCGGUCAGGGUGACUAUAAUUUGUUGUUAGCCAGCUCGAUUGUCAUAUGCUUUGGCUACAGUUCCAUAUUUAUAUGCCUGUUCUCGUUCGUGGGUCAGUACAUGGAGGUGACCGAUAGGAUAGGGGGUCUGUUCAUAGGGUCCUAUAACGCGGUGUAUAUGUUUUUGCCUUAUUUUAUAGGCAAGUACGUGGAGGAGGUGCCGGAUAGUUUUGUGUACUUAGAGUUUGCCAGUCUGUGUGUGGCUAUCGUGUCGUUUGUUUAUGUUUUGUGGGCCGUUAGGAAUGUGCCCCAAGAUUUGAUUAGGAAGUUGGGACCGGUAGCUGGACAUUGA
Molecule: messenger RNA, 1534 nt
Organism: Oppiella nova
Lineage: Eukaryota; Metazoa; Arthropoda; Arachnida; Sarcoptiformes; Oppiidae
Source: the annotation of a GenBank genome assembly